CGACCAGCUCGGACACGGACCUUUUCGCUUAUCGAACAGUUUUCCGACCGAAAUCCCGCUUAUCGACCUCGACCCACGUAGCGCGAGGGGAAGGAUCUUCCCAGUCUCGCCUCAGCCUUCGUGUAGAGAGAAUCUAUCGUAAAUUAAACUUCGGUUUGUGAACAGUAUUAGUGUUAUUUAGCGGUCGAUAUAACGAUUCAGUGCGUGUAUAUUAUAUAUACACAAUACUUUGUUUAAAUUGUAAAGUCUCCAGGCAGUGAGGGCUCAUCCUCCUCCAACUAACACUCCAUCAAGCCAUCACUGCGACUUAACGAAAUCCAGAGACGUAUUUCUGCAUAAGCAGCUUCACAGAUUCACGCUGCACGAGCAGGAUUUCAGGAUAUGAGGAGGAUUCCAGCCGCAUCCUGAGCUCCGGAGCGCGCGGCGGCGCCAGACCUCUGUACCGGGAGUCGUUGGGGCUUCCUGCGACGGAAACAUGGCGGCUACCAUGGAAGAUGAACUAGACACAGUCAACGAUGAUUAUUAUUCUCUGUUGAACGUGAGAAGAGAGGCAACUCAGGAAGAGCUGAAGUCCUCGUACCGGCGACUGUGCAUGCUGUACCAUCCAGAUAAGCACAGAGACCCUGAACUCAAGAGGCAGGCCGAGCAGUUGUUCAACCUCGUUCACAGGGCAUAUGAAGUCCUCAGUGACCCCCAGGCUCGAGCCGUAUAUGACAUUUUUGGAAAGAAAGGACUGGAAGUGGAAGGCUGGGAGGUGGUGGAGAGGAAGAAGACGCCCGCAGAGAUCAGGGAGGAGUACGAGCGCCUGCGGAGGGAGAGGGACGAGAGGAGGCUACAGCAGAGGACCAAUCCUAAAGGGACCAUCAGCGUAGGAGUAGAUGCUACAGACCUGUUUGAUCGUUACGAAGAAGACUUUGAGGAGAUGCCAGGAGGAGGGUUCCGUCACAUCGAGAUUAACAGGAUGCACAUAUCGCAAUCUGUCGAGGCGCCGCUGACCACGACGGACACGGCCGUCCUUUCGGGCUCUCUGACCACGCACAACGGAAACGGCGGCGGGAAUAUCGGCCUGUGUCUGAGACGAGUCACCUCGACACGCGGCUGGGGAGAGCUGGAGUUCGGAGCCGGAGACGUCCGAGGGCCUCUUUUCGGAAUGAAAAUGUUCCGUAAUGUUACUACACGAUGCUCCGUGACCGCGCAGUGCGGCAUGCAGUUCUCCUCACGCGGCGUGCGCCCGAGCGCCGGCACCAUGAUGGCGCGUCACCUGGACCAGAACACGAUGGGCUACCUGCAGUGGCGCUGGGGCACAGAGUCGGCCAUGACCACCAGCGUCGUCCGAGACACCAAGACCAGCCACUUCACCCUGGCCCUCCAGCUCGGCAUGCCUCAUUCUUACCUGAUGAUGAGCUACCAGUACAAAUUCCAAGAUGAAGACCAAACCAAGGUCAAGGGUUCUGUCAAGACCGGGUUUUUUGGGACGGUGGUAGAAUACGGCGCCGAGAGGAAGAUCAGCAGGCACAGCGUUCUCUCGGCGACAGUCAGCAUCGGGGUGCCUCAAGGAGUCUCUCUGAAAAUCAGGUUAAACCGAGCCAGCCAGACGUAUCUUUUCCCCAUCCACCUGACAGACCAGAUCUUACCCAGCGCCGUGUUUUACGCCACCGUCAGCCCUCUGCUUGUCUACGUAGCGGUUCAGAAGCUCAUAGUCAAGCCUUAUGUACACGCCCAAAAGGAACAGGAGCUGGAAAAGCACAGAGUGAACUCUGUGACCGAUAUAGCCAAGAAGAGGCAGGAGGCGGAGUCUGCUGUGUUACUGAUGCAGGAGUCGGUGCGAAGAAUCAUUGAAGCAGAAGAGUCCAAAAUGGGUCUCAUCAUCUUAAACGCCUGGUACGGCAAGUUUAUGAUGGACACCAGUCAGAAACCGGAGCGAGCGAAGGUCAUCGACGUGACGGUGCCUCUGCAGUGCCUGGUGAAAGAUUCCAAACUCAUCCUCACCGAGGCGUCAAAGACGGGGUUGCCCGGCUUCUACGACCCGUGUGUGGGAGAAGAGAAGAGUCUGAAGCUGCUCUACCAGUUCCGAGGAGUCCUGCACCAAGUGCUUUCCGGAGACUGCGAAGCUCUUCGGAUACCCAAGCAGUCUCACAGGAUAGCGAGAGAUGGCGAGAGGUAGGAUUCUGCCCCACGAGUGCGAGACAGACGGACGACAGGACGUCGACCGAAGGGGAGUCCGACGGGCUUUCCGAUUUUUUCCCGUCGUGAAUUUGAGUGUGUAAACCACGCCCACUUUUCCUUUACCCUCGAUCUCAUUAGCAUAUUUGAGAUUAUAACUCAUUAUAACAUUUGAGACAAGAGCGCGGUUCACACAGAGCACGGUUACGAGUGAGAGGAUUUAAUUUACCCCGAGAUGUGUUUCGUUACAAAACAGGAAAUCGGUAAGGAAGUGUGUACUAGCAUCAGGAAGAGGCAUUAGCAUGUUCGCACGUUCCUACUGAAAGCUUUUCCUACUGACACUUUGUUAAUUUUGUGGGAUAUAUGCACGCUAAAGAGCGAGAGCGUUUAAUUGGAAGGAGUACAACCUUUCACCACUUGCUUUUUUGCGCCUACGUCAUCGAGAGACUCUUAAACACAAAAAACUGCUGACGCGACAGCUUCCCUGACAAAA
Molecule: messenger RNA, 2656 nt
Organism: Tachysurus fulvidraco (yellow catfish)
Lineage: Eukaryota; Metazoa; Chordata; Actinopteri; Siluriformes; Bagridae
Gene: dnajc11b
Product: dnaJ homolog subfamily C member 11
Exons: 17
Coding region: 476-2164 (562 amino acids)
Biological process (GO): cristae formation
Source: RefSeq, a predicted model, not a curated record